This is a messenger RNA of Caenorhabditis briggsae, 2037 nucleotides long. It is a transcript of the gene Cbr-nol-1, whose product is annotated as Protein CBR-NOL-1. The transcript has 4 exons. Gene Ontology annotation, biological process: maturation of LSU-rRNA; rRNA base methylation. The coding region runs from base 1 to 2037 and encodes 678 amino acids. Lineage: Eukaryota; Metazoa; Nematoda; Chromadorea; Rhabditida; Rhabditidae. Gene Ontology annotation, cellular component: nucleolus. Gene Ontology annotation, molecular function: rRNA (cytosine-C5-)-methyltransferase activity; RNA binding. The record is from RefSeq and is a predicted model, not a curated record.
AUGGCUAUCCAAAAGAAGAAGAAGGUAGCAGCAGCCGUCGCUGCCCCGGAAGAGCCGAAGAAAGCUGUUAAAAGACCUGUGGAAGCUUCAGCUCCGACUCCAAAGAAGAAAAAGAAGGUGGUAGCGAAGAAUGGCGGUGACGUGUCAGCUAAAAAGAAGAAGGUGGUGAAGAAAGUGAAGAAAGUGACAGAAGAAGAGGAAGAUCCAGUGGAGAAAGAGGUCUCGAAGCUUCAGUUGCUAGAUGAUGAUGAUGAGGAAGGUCUUGAUCGAUUGGAUUUCACUCAACAAGAGGGAAGUGAUGACGACGAUUUGAGAGAUGAUUAUUCUGAUGAUGACGAUGAUGACCUUCCAAUUGAAAAGAAGUCAGCUGCUCUCGACAAGAAGAAGGAGAAGAUUUUGAAGGAAGGAGAAGAGGAACUCCAACUCAACAUCGCCAACCAAGCAACCUUCGAACUUCCUUCGGUGGAGGAAAUUGAGAAUGAGAUGAAAUCUGUGCCAAACUUGGAAAUCAUCAAACAACGUAUCUCCGAUGUUAUCCAAGUUCUCGGAGACUUCAAGAACCGCCGUGAUCCAGCGAAAUCCCGUACCCAGUAUGUCGAAGUGCUGAAGAAAGACCUGUGCUCUCAAUACGGCUAUAACGACUACCUAAUGGGCAAGUUCAUGGAUUUGUUCCCAAAUGGAGCAGAGCUUCUUGAGUUCUUAGAGGCUAACGAUAACCCAAGACCAGUCACCAUUAGAGCCAACUCUUUGAAAGUCAAGCGUCGUGAUCUCGCCAAAAACUUGAUCAAUCGUGGAAUGAACGUUGACCCAGCUGCCGAAUGGACCAAGGUCGGACUCGUUGUGUACGACUCGCAAGUUCCAGUUGGAGCCACUCCGGAAUACCUCGCUGGUCAUUACAUGAUCCAAGGUCUCAACUCUCUUCUCCCAGUUAUGGCCCUUGCGCCACAACCUGGAGAUCGUGUGCUGGAUAUGUGUUCCGCUCCAGGAGGAAAGACAUCACAUAUUGCCGCUUUGAUGAAAAACAGCGGAACUUUGUUCGCUAAUGACGCUAGUUUUGAUCGUUGCCGUGCUAUCAUCGGUAACCUUCACCGUCUCGGAGUUAACAAUGCAGUGGUGUGUAACUUGGGAGGAGAGGAGUUCUCGAAGAUUAAGCCAAAUGGAUUCGACCGUAUUCUUCUCGACGCACCUUGCUCUGGAACCGGAGUUAUUUGGAAGGAUCAGUCUGUAAAGACUUCUAAAGAUUCUCAGGAUGUUCAAAGACGUCACACUGUGCAAAGACAACUGAUUCUGUCUGCAUUGGACUCUUUGGAUGCCAACUCCCCUAACGGAGGAUACCUAGUCUAUUCCACUUGCUCUGUGCUUGUUGAGGAGAACGAAGCCGUCGUUAACUUCCUUCUCGAACGCCGCCACUGCGAACUCGUGCCAACCGGCCUCGCUAUCGGAGUCGACGGCUACACUCGUUUCCGUGACUACCGCUUCCACCCAUCACUCUCAAUGACCAAACGCUACUAUCCUCAUGUUCACAACAUUGACGGCUUCUAUGUUGCUAAAAUCAAGAAGCUCUCUAACGCAAAAAUGUCGAAGCAGGCAGUGCUGGAAAUGGAGAAGGAGAAGGCGUCGGUAAAGUCGCAGAAAAAGAAGCAAGCCGCUGAGGAAGCUGAGAAUUCCGAAGAAGAGUCAGGAGACGAGGAGGUGGCACAGAAUGGAAAUGCUAAUGGAAAAGCUGAAGCUGGAAAGAAGAAGAAUAAGAAGAAGGGAGGAGACGAUUCGGACGAUGAUGAAGAUGUAGAAACAGCGCCAAUGAAAAACAUCGGAUCCGGUGCCCGUGCGAAUAAGAAACGCCGUAAUCAGAAAAAGGCUGCUGCUAAACAAGCCGCUGUGAAAGAAGACGAUGGAUUCAACACGGUUGGAAAUGUCAAACGCGCCAAGAAACCCACACAAUUCAAAUCAAAAGUGCCGAAACGUGCCGCCGCCCGAACUGGAGCCAAAUCUGUCAAGAAUCGACGAAAGAAGAUGUUGGCGAAGCAGCAGGCAUAG